Molecule: messenger RNA, 4418 nt
Organism: Frankliniella occidentalis (western flower thrips)
Lineage: Eukaryota; Metazoa; Arthropoda; Insecta; Thysanoptera; Thripidae
Product: probable G-protein coupled receptor No18
Exons: 5
Coding region: 446-2050 (534 amino acids)
Biological process (GO): adenylate cyclase-activating adrenergic receptor signaling pathway
Cellular component (GO): membrane
Molecular function (GO): octopamine receptor activity
Source: RefSeq, a predicted model, not a curated record
CGUGGCACAGCGGCUCGGCCGCACCACCCCCUCCCGACUCGAAAGACUGCGCGCCGAGACUUCGCGUCAACACUGCGCGCGCGUCGCCAUGGACUAGAGGCCGAGGCCGGCACCCGAGACCGUGCACCUCGCCGUCGCGUCGGCAGACCCUCCCCCCUCCCCGCCUGUCCCUGGUCCCGUCCCUGGACCAUGCGCGGCCAGGGGCGGGCGGCGCGCGGCACCGAGGCCUGGGGCAGCGAGGUGGGGUGAGGCGGGGUGGCGGGGGAACAGGGGCUCCCUGAAGAACACCUGAACGCCUCGGGACUCACCAGGAUACAGCACGACGACAACACAGAUGACGGGCCCACCCGGCGGCUGAUGUAGCUGCGGACCCCCGCCCAAGCUCCGCCCAAGCUCCGCCCAAGCUCCGCCUCGCCCGCUCUCUCAGGUCGCGCCCAGCCCGGCCAUGGAGUGGUUCGACCACCUGGACGACCUGGUGCUGCCCGGCGCCACGGCGGCCCCGGACCUGCUCACCGCCGUGUUCAACGACAGCGCCGUCUUCAACGCGACGGACGACCCGUUCCUGGCGGCGGUCGGCUGCCCCGAGCCGGAGCACGUCCGCUACCGCAGCUACCUGUUCGACGUGGACCUGGCGGUGGCCGAGUGGGAGGCCGUGCUCACGGCCGUCACCCUCCUCUCCAUCAUCGUCGUGACGAUCGUCGGCAACGUCCUGGUCAUCCUGAGCGUCUUCAGCUACACGCCGCUGCGCAUCGUGCAGAACUUCUUCAUCGUGUCGCUGGCCGUGGCCGACCUGACGGUCGCCAUCCUGGUGCUGCCGCUGAACGUGGUGUACGCCAUCACGGGCCAGUGGGUGUUCCCCAUGUGGGUGUGCAAGCUGUGGCUGACGUGCGACGUGCUGUGCUGCACCGCGUCCAUCCUCAACCUGUGCGCCAUCGCGCUGGACCGCUACUGGGCCAUCACCGACCCCAUCAACUACGCGCAGAAGCGCACGCUGCGCCGCGUGCUGCUCAUGAUCGCCUUCGUGUGGGGGCUCUCGCUCAUCAUCUGCUCGCCGCCGCUCGCCGGCUGGAACGACUGGCCCGACGUGUUCGAGCCCGACACGCCCUGCCAGCUCACCAGCCAGCGCGGCUACGUGGUGUACUCGUCGCUCGGCUCCUUCUACAUCCCGCUCGUCAUCAUGAGCGGCGUGUACGCGCGCAUCUUCGUGGCGACGCGGCGCCGGCUGCGGGACCGCGCGCGCGCCUCCAAGCUCAACGCCGUGCGGCAGACCGUGGCCUCGGCCAGCGACAACCACCACCACCACAACCACCACCACGCCAGCGGCCACCACCAGGGCGGCCAGCAGGGCGGUGGCGGCGGCGGCGGCCAGAUCGACCAGGAGUCCGUCAGCUCCGAGACCAACCACAACGAGCACAGCGGCAGCUUCCGCCGGGACACCAAGAAGCGCAGGAAGAAGGGCAAGAAGAAGUUCUGGAAGGACGGCGGCGGGGUCCACGCCAACCAGCUGCUCGUGCCGAGCGCCCACCCGCCGGGCGCGGCCCUGGCCCCGACCCCGGCCGGCGCCGAGCAGGACUCGUGCGCCACCAACACGACGGGCAGCCAGACACGGGACUCCAGUCAGCGCGAGGCGGCCCCGGCCUCGGCCCCGGCCUCGGCCCCGGCCUCGGGCCCGGCUGACGGCGAGGCGCCGUGCGUCGUGCUCAUCCCCACGCCCGCUCCCGCACCCGUCACCAAGAGACCGACACAAGUUUUCCAGUUUAUUGAGGAGAAGCAGCGCAUCUCGCUGUCGAAGGAGCGGCGAGCAGCCCGCACCCUGGGCAUCAUCAUGGGAGUCUUUGUCUUCUGCUGGCUCCCCUUCUUCCUCAUGUACGUCAUCCUGCCCUUCUGCGCUUCGUGCUGCCCCACGGACAAGUUCAUCAACUUCAUCACCUGGCUGGGCUACAUCAACUCAGCCCUCAAUCCUAUUAUUUACACCAUCUUUAACCUUGACUUCCGGCGUGCCUUCAAGAAGCUCGUCAACCGCUGCUUCCCGAGCUGCUUUAUGAUGUGAUGAUGAUACGUUACUUCGUAUAUGUGAGAGAACAGAAACUUUAGAAAAAAGAUACGAACAUUAUUUCUCGCUCCUCGUGUGAACGUCCAAAGUGAUACGCCGCAUCGUUUUGCUAUUUUUAAGAGGGUAGUGACCAACUAGAGGGGCGGUUUUGCGUGCACCGCCCCUGUAGGACUCGUCACGGUGUUCUCUAAUAAGUAGUUUCCGCCCUGUAAUUUUGCUUCGUCGAUCGAAACGUCGAAGGCCUAUUUCCCACAUUAUUUUUAUAGUAUUAUGAAAGGUUUGAAUUUUUGUUUACACCGCAUAAUUGUAGUACAAAUGGCCCCAUGAAGCCAUUUAUGCUACUCGUAUUAUUGUCGUUGGUCUAUCAUACAUUUAUCUACGGCCCCCUAUACUGCCUAGAUAAGUCAUAUUUCCAUUUAUCACGAUUUUCAUAUUCAGGUUUAAUAUUGAACAUUCAAGUUUUGUGAGGAGAGUCCAAGAGCGUAAAAUUUACAUGCCACCUACUGUACAAAAUAGUGUUAAAAAUCUGUUAGACGUACUGAAUUAUGCCAUGUAAAACUUCCCAGCCAGCAAUUGGAUAUCAAGUUAAUGUCAAAAUGAUGUCAAUGUGACGGGCACGAAACGGUUUGACUAAUCAAAGUAACUAUUCGAAUUUAAUGUAAUAUUCGGAGAUAAAAUCCCCAAGCAACAUCAAUGCUCUAGGCCUAGAUUACACGUGGCUCCAUUUUAUUGUGAUGGUCAAGUCAACUGUCGUUGAGAACCUUGCCUAUUUAUUUAAAGCUGUUGGAGGAUACAUAAUGUAUAUAAUGUACGACGUAUAAUACGACGUAUAAUGUACGUAUCAUACGACGCGUUUCAUGUUCCAAUCUCGAGAAAUUGUGAGAAAUGUCGCCAUUAAUUAUCACUAUACCCGUCCACUAUGUCGACAUAAACGCCCUUUUCCGUGCUUCGAUAGCUUAUAUACGUCUACUGGAGUUACCAUUUGCUGGCUGGUUUUGUUCUCAUAUGCGCAAAUAAUUUUAUAUCAAAAAAUCUUCCAUUUUGUACGGACAGAGAAUUUUUGGAUGAAAUGCCUGAUAGAUUUGGCAACGAUUCGUUCGUAUUAGUGUCUCCGAAAUCGAUAAAACCAUAUCAUGUCGAUGCUCAACAUGAAGUAGACAAAUUAUCUAAAGAAUUGAUUACAAAUUUUCUGGCUCGUCUAAACGCUUAUUAUAUUUAUUACUUUGAUAUGUUACAUGUAUUUUUAGAUGAGAUCCCCCAGUUCAGGAUACAAUGUAAAUUAUUCGGUUUCAAAGAAAAGUCAGUCCAAUCGGAUAUUGUGCCAAUUCGCACUUUGCAGAAAAACAAAAUAUUUUAAAGAAGUAGCUCAUUGAUGAAUCCUUGCCGAUUACUUUGAUAUAAAAUGAGUAUGGAAUGAGUGUUAAUGAGUAUUGUGGUGUGUGGUCUGUUGUUAAAAAUAUUCUGAGGCUAAACUGCAUCCUAUUCGGAAGUAUAGAAGUUUGUUCACGGAGAUCUGUGAACCUAAGAACUUGCUCAACUUCCACGCUAGUAAAAUAAAGUACAAAGCAUUUCCCAUGCGGGAGCAUGGAUGAUAUUUGUGAUAAUGUGUGUUAUUGCUUGAUGAACUGAUUCUAGUCAGAACAAGGCUAGUCUACGUGCCUCUUUUUGGGAAAGACGACGGUUGAAUACUCGGCGGAAAACGGUCUCCACAGCGUUACGCUUUUCAAAUGUUUUUAAAAAAUAGAUGAUUCACGUACCGUUAUAACUUUACUAAAUUCAACCUCAAUGCAGUGUACAGAAAAACGGGAAUCUGUCACCACAUCUACAUUGUUUUUGUAAUACCCAGUGAGAAAUGACAAGUCGAAUCGACGUCGAAACGACAUCGAAACGAUGGAAAACUGGUCGAAUCGACGUCGGAACGACAUCGUUUCGACAUGCAUUUCUCACUGGGUGACGAAAACUAAUUCGUUGCAAGAUCAAAGCAUUUGCUGUUUGUCACAAGUAAUACCUAGACAUUAAACUGUUCGUUCGAAUUUACUAAAUGACAUUUUGUACUCGAAAAACGUAAACGCGCUCGUUACUCCUAGCUAUGUGGACAUUGUGACAACAUAAUUUCAUUUUGCUCCACAAAUAAUUUGCACUUGUAACACAUUGUGUCUUUGUAAUGAUUAUUUUCACAAAUGUUUACUUAUGGAAACUGUUUUUUUCUGAGUGCUCAUUCAGUUUUCUUCAGAGAGCUGUGCAGGUCGUCUUUCCGCCAUAGUGUGUGUCACUAUGAAACCCGAGUCAUCUCUCACCGUUUUAAUUUUGAGUUUCGUGUAGAUGAGAGGAAUAAAUGUGAUAACUGCCUGGUGCAGCCCACUUA